Paecilomyces variotii is the source of this 895-nucleotide messenger RNA. Its product is annotated as trafficking PGA2-domain-containing protein. Gene Ontology annotation, biological process: protein transport. The transcript has a single exon. NCBI's taxonomy places the organism in Eukaryota, Fungi, Ascomycota, Eurotiomycetes, Eurotiales, Thermoascaceae. The coding region runs from base 110 to 652 and encodes 180 amino acids. The record is from RefSeq and is a predicted model, not a curated record.
UCCAACUACAUCUCGAACCUCCUAGUUCGCAGCUACGGCAAUCCAGAGAAUCCUGAAGCGGGAGAGGAAAAAACAAGGAUAGAGACGAUAAUUAAUCACAAUCCACAAAAUGGCGGACACCUACACACCCCCCACGGCCUCUGAGCUCCUGACCGACUUCUUCAACCAGCUCCUCGGCGGCGUGGAGAACUACUUCGCCAAUUUCUACAAGAACUUUACUUCCAUUUCAGCCAAGCGCUGGAUCCGCAUGGGUGUCAUCGUCGGCGCGUACCUCCUCGUCGUCCGCCCUUUGGUCGACAUGUUCUUCCGCUGGUCAUUCGACAAGAAGCAAGCCAAGGAAAAGAAGAAGAGGGAGGAGGACCAGGCUGCAUUUGGCGCGGACGGGAAGACAGCGAAGAUGUCACCGAACUCAUUGCGGGGACCGGGAAAGGUGCUGGGAGAAGUCGAGACGGAUGAUGAGGAUACGGUCAAGGGACAGGGCAAGGAUACGGGAAAGGCUACGGGUGUGCCUGAGUUGGGCAAGGGCGCCAGGAAGCGACAGAAGAAGCAGAUGAAGGAGGCAGAGAAGAGUGCAGGUGCAACGAUGGAGGGAAUGACUGAGGAGGAGCUGUUGGAAUUGUUGGACUGGAGUGAGUCCGAUGAGGAGAAAUGAAUCAAAGUAUAAUCGCUAUGAGGACUGGGGUGGCUUUGGUUGAUUAUUUUUGCUCCUUUUCUUUUCUAAGACUCUGGAAGGGACUUUUUUUCGCUUAUGUUUUAAUUAUAUGCGGAUACCGGUCCGACAGACCAGUCGGUGUAUUAUGAUAGAAGUGUUGGUGUCUCAGGGGAUAUGUUUUAGGUUGUUUUAUGAUACCUAACUAGUAAUAGAACGUGCCGCAGUAGUUGCUUGUGACUGCGG